Messenger RNA from Thlaspi arvense, 879 nucleotides. The record is from the annotation of a GenBank genome assembly. NCBI's taxonomy places the organism in Eukaryota, Viridiplantae, Streptophyta, Magnoliopsida, Brassicales, Brassicaceae.
AUGGAGUCUCUAUCCCUUCCCACUCUAAAUCCUCUAUUAGCUUCUGGUUCUAAUGUUCACAGAAAACAGAGCUCGAGGAUGAUAACUUCAGUGACUUCUUCACUUAAUUUCCCCGUAGGAAGCAAAUCCAUUUCCACUGUUCGCCGCUUUAGAGCAGGCGUUGUUAGGAUGCAAGCUGUUGAUGAAGAUAUUGAUCUGAAGCAAAUGAGAGACAUGGCUGCUGCUAAAAAGCGUUGGGAUGGUCUGUUAAGGGAAGGAAGAGUGAAGCUUCUUACACCAAGAGAAGCAGGCUAUGCUAUUCAGCUUUCAAACAAACCUCUACUCGAUGUCCGUCCAUCUAGUGAGCGCAACAAGGCAUGGGUUAAAGGUUCCACCUGGGUUCCUAUCUUUGAAAAUGAAGACAACCUUGACGCUGGAACUCUUUCCAAGAAAGUCACCAGUUUUGCGAUGGGUGGGUGGUGGAGUGGUGCACCUACGUUAUCUUUCAAUAAGCUCUUCUUGCCAAAGGUUGAGGAGAAAUUCCCUAAAGAAGCAGAGCUGAUCGUUGCGUGCCAAAAAGGAUUGAGGUCUUUAGCUGCAUGCGAGCUACUAUAUAAUGCUGGGUAUCAGAAUAUAUUCUGGGUGCAAGGCGGUUUAGAGUCCGCUGAAGAUGAGGAUCUAGUCACAGAAGGUUCUCAGCCAUUAAAGCUUGCUGGUAUUGGGGGUUUUUCAGAGUUCCUCGGAUGGACGGACCAGCAAAGAGCACAAGCUGCGAAAGAAGGUUGGGGUUACCGUUUAGUAUUUACUGCUCGUCUGCUUGGAGUUGUUCUGGCUGCUGAUGCCUUGUUCGUUGGUGCUCAGCAACUUGGUCAUUAUAUUCAGGAGUUAAGAGGCCAUUAG